CUCCUGUGGGCGCCGUCAGCUCGUCUUGUCCUUCUCCGAGCCGAGGUGUUUCUGGGUACCGCGAGAAUUGCUCCGUCGGCAGGUCACUAUGCCGGUAGGGCCGGGAUGGCUGAGGAGCUGCGCGAAGCCGACCUGGUAGGCUCAGCCCUUCGGCCAUCUCUGACGAAAUGGCACCCCGAGACCGUCCGGUAGUGGCACCUCAGGCCGCCAUGCGCAAACGCGGGGCUCGAAAGCGCCUCAAGUUUCGGGCCGAAGACGUCUGCUUGGAGCGGAUGACCGUGGCCGACUAUGCAAAUUCGGAUCCUGCUGUCGUGAAAUCUGGACGCGUCAAAAAGGCUGUGGCCAAUGCGGUGCAACAGGAAGUGAAAUCACUCUGUGGUUUGGAAGCGUCUUUCGUACCCACUGAUGAAAUACUAUCUGUGGCAGAGUCCUGUGACAGUGGCGAUGAAAUGGAUUCUAAAUAUUUCACCACUGAUGAAUAUUUCAUGACUGAUAGAAAAAAGAAAAGCAAGAGGCAUAAAGAAAGCUCCGAGAGUGUGGUAGGCAAAGAAUAUCCAAUUGACAUAUGGUUGAUGUUGGCAUCCUAUAUACGCCCAGAAGACACUGUGAGUUUUUCUCUAAUUUGCAAAAGGGCCUGGACUGUUACUUGUACAGCUGUAUUCUGGACCAGACUUUAUAGAAGGCAUUACAAUAGGAGUGCAUCCCUCCCAGUCCGUUUACAGCCAGAAUCAAUGGAAAAGAUGUACUGCCUUCGUGCAUGUGUAAUUCGUUCAUUAUACCAUACGUAUAGACCUUUUGUUUCCCGGAUAGCCAGAAAUCCAACUAUCCCAGAAGCUACUCCAAGCAGUUUAAAAAAUUCAAAAUGCCUGCUCUUCUGGUCUAAAAGGAUUAACCAGCAGUCUUCACUGUGGGAAUUCAGCUUCAAAUUCCAAAGGCAGUCUCCCAAGUUCAAGAAUAAAUGUUUGAAACCACUUCAACCACCUGUCCGGUAUGCAGAUGUCCAUAUGAACCCUGACCAAGACUGCUGUCUGUUGCAGAUAACUACUAUUGACUUUAUAUAUAUUCCUAUAGUAAUGGGCAUGACAGUUACAUUGUUCACAAUAAAUGUGAGCACUGACAUGCGGCACCACAGAGUGAAAUUAGUAUUCCAUGAUUCUCCAGUAUGGAGUGGCAAGAAACCUAGAUUUGACCAUGGGAUGCAGGUUAUAAUGGACCCUGUGCACAGUGUGCAUCUGUUUGAUUGGUGGCAUCCACAGUUUCCAUCUUCACACAUCUGAAGACUCCCAAGUUUACAUCAUAAAUUGUAUUCUGUGCUAUUUCCAUAAACAACAAAAUUUGAUAAGCCA
Ahaetulla prasina is the source of this 1346-nucleotide messenger RNA. RefSeq names its product transmembrane protein 183A (gene TMEM183A). Lineage: Eukaryota; Metazoa; Chordata; Lepidosauria; Squamata; Colubridae. Bases 168 to 1277 code for a protein of 369 amino acids. Gene Ontology annotation, cellular component: SCF ubiquitin ligase complex. Gene Ontology annotation, biological process: regulation of protein stability. Gene Ontology annotation, molecular function: protein binding. The record is from RefSeq and is a predicted model, not a curated record. The transcript has 8 exons.